Molecule: messenger RNA, 1851 nt
Organism: Exophiala spinifera
Lineage: Eukaryota; Fungi; Ascomycota; Eurotiomycetes; Chaetothyriales; Herpotrichiellaceae
Exons: 2
Coding region: 1-1851 (616 amino acids)
Source: RefSeq, a predicted model, not a curated record
AUGAACCCCCAGCCCUGCUUGCUGGACGACGGCUUGUGCAAACUACCAAAAGCGCAAUCGGUUGGGCAGGUCGACGAACUCUCUCUACUAGCCCCUUCCGAGGACGGCUGCCAUGUGGCUAUGCUGGGACGAGCGGGAGUUGUCGAGGUGGUGGAACAGAGACUGUUGAACGGAUCGGAAGACGUUUACCCAAGUCCUGCAUCGAGGCCAGUGCAGAAGAGUCCGGUAUAUGGCUCCUGGCGGCGACUAAAUCCUAGCCGGAGGAGAAGGUCAUCUCUGGAUUCAGCUGAAGAAAUGGUGCAAAAAAACGAUGUGUUACGACUAAAUCUGAGGCUGCCUCAUUCCCCACGCAAGAACCUCAUCGCGAACAUGCACAGAAAUCGAGUAGAGUCGUCGACAAACGAUGCGCCCGCACGACGACGUUCAACGACAGCCACCGUUCCGUCUUCCGUCGAUUUCAAUCUUUCACGAUCAAAUUCCCUACCGGUACAGCCACUGUCUGGUACGCAAUCUUGGCCGCAGCAUGACCAUUCAGUUUUCACUUCUUCUCUGAUCCAUCCCUGUGGCAUUGUACCUCUUCUCACACCACCGGAAGACCUGGACGCCUUCAAGUGGGACAGUCCUGUGCAGGCUCCUGCCUCUGAGGGCAUCCGCGCUGUGUCAGACUAUGACCCAGACCGGUCUCAUCGACCAGGCCCCAACGAGACAAGUGAGCCGCGGCCGCGGUCCACCUCCAGACCGUCAGGUAUCCAAAUGCCGGAACGGACGGAUCUCUCGCAAGACGACUCUAGUCGAUCGGACUGGCUGGGUCGAGUGUGUCAGCAACUUGUAUCGAGUCUCGGAGAUUCCGCCAACCAACACCAAAUCCAGAUGGUCGUUCAAGCCCUGCCCUCACAGCCCAAGUCGAAGGAGAUCAUGUCCGUCUUCGAACAGGUGGUUCAAGCAAUACAGACUCGCUUUUCCAUCGCACCAUACAUCACCAUCACCCACGCCGUGUCCCAAGUCAUUAGCAUGGACGAGGUACCGGCGUCACCACCGGCCACCCCAAACACGAACUAUGCUGGCGACGACUAUUUUCAAGAUCAGACCAUCUUCACACAUGCGGCCAUGGUCCCCGCAUAUCAUUCCCAUCCCGGCCCUUCGACCAACGUCGGGUCUCGUCCUAGCAACAUUAUCGCCGCACCAAGCAGCAUCCAAGUCUCGAUUCUUGAGAGAUACAUCCCACCUACUACUCCUCAAGAGAUCAAGGACUUCUUCACCCUCAGUCGUCGCUCAUACCUUGCUGAUCGACUUCUAGAGCUUUCCGCAGUCAACGGUACCCUUCUACUGAUCUAUCCGACCAGGCAGGGAGCUUUAACCUUUGCUAAUAAAUACGUCAACCCUAUCAUCGAACCCUUUCUGCGCCACUUUGUCCUACUGAACGGUCUGUUCAUGCAUGUUGCGAAUACAUUGGGUAGUCUGCCGGCAGUCGAAGCCAUGAAGACAUAUGAAGAGCUGAGAGAAGCCUUGUCGGCCCUAUGUGGUACCCUUAGUCAAAGGUCUUUGUCUCGUGGUGUGGCCAGCCGUUAUGAGAUCGUCCACUCGGAGACUGCCGAUGUCGUUCUGGAUCGUUCGGUCUGGGUGAAUUGGUUUGUCGACCAGGAACACCACCGGUUGCGAGAGAAUCUGGUCGACUACCACAAGUCUGGCGGUCGGAUGCCGUCUCCCCGCGGUCAGAUUGACGUGACACCGGCAAUGCUGGCCCGCGAAGUUGUUGAUGGUGUCCGCCAGAGUCGAGAGCAAGCCGGAAACGUGGCUUUGGAGGUGGGAGUCUUUGUCAUACGGCGCUCUUCUGCUGCCCCAACUGGGUGA